Messenger RNA from Saccharomyces kudriavzevii IFO 1802, 891 nucleotides. It is a transcript of the gene RTN1, whose product is annotated as Rtn1p. The record is from RefSeq and is a predicted model, not a curated record. Bases 1 to 891 code for a protein of 296 amino acids. Lineage: Eukaryota; Fungi; Ascomycota; Saccharomycetes; Saccharomycetales; Saccharomycetaceae. The transcript has a single exon.
AUGUCUACCCCAGUUCAACACACGCCUCCUCAGCAACCACCACAACAACAAAAAAGCUGUAAUUGCGAUUUGCUAUUAUGGAGGAACCCUGUCCAAACCGGUAAAUAUUUCGGUGGGUCCCUAUUAGCCCUGUUAAUUUUGAAGAAAGUUAACUUGAUCACUUUCUUUUUGAAGGUCGCUUACACCAUCUUAUUCACAACAGGAUCCAUCGAAUUUGUAUCCAAGCUCUUUUUGGGUCAGGGUCUGAUCACUAAGUAUGGUGCUAAGGAUUGUCCAAAUGUCGUUGGCUUUAUCAAGCCUCGCAUCGACGAAGCCUUGAAGCAGUUACCAAUUUUCCAGGCACACAUAAGAAAAACGGUGUUCGCCCAAGUGCCUAAGCACACUUUCAAGACUGCUGUUGCUCUAUUCCUUCUACAUAAGUUCUUCUCCUGGUUCUCCAUCUGGACCAUCGUCUUUGUUGGUGACAUUUUCACUUUCACUUUGCCAGUCAUUUAUUACUCCUACAAACAUGAAAUCGACGCCACCGUUGCUCAAGGUGUAGAAAUUUCCAGGCAAAAGACCCAAGAAUUCUCUCAAUUGGCUUGUGAAAAAUCUAAGCCAUACUUAGAUAAGGUUGAAUCCAAAUUGGGCCCUAUUUCCAACUUGGUGAAAUCUAAGACCGCUUCUGUCUCCUCUACUGCCGGCCCUCAAGCCGCCACCACUACUAAGUUGGCUGCCGAGGUUCCAUUAGAGCCAGAAUCUAAAGCUUACACGUCCUCUGCUCAGGUCAUGCCAGAAGUUCCGCAACACGAACCUUCCACCACCCAAGAGUUCAAUGUCGACGAGUUGUCUAAUGAAUUGAAGAAGAGUACAAAGAACUUGCAAAAUGAAUUGGAGAAAAACAACGCCUAA